Myripristis murdjan (pinecone soldierfish) is the source of this 1470-nucleotide messenger RNA. RefSeq names its product olfactory receptor 52K2-like. The transcript is spliced from 7 exons. Gene Ontology annotation, cellular component: membrane. The record is from RefSeq and is a predicted model, not a curated record. Gene Ontology annotation, molecular function: olfactory receptor activity; odorant binding; G protein-coupled receptor activity. Gene Ontology annotation, biological process: G protein-coupled receptor signaling pathway; detection of chemical stimulus involved in sensory perception of smell. Bases 1 to 1470 code for a protein of 489 amino acids. NCBI's taxonomy places the organism in Eukaryota, Metazoa, Chordata, Actinopteri, Holocentriformes, Holocentridae.
AUGUCGAGCUCCUCCAACGAGUCUCAGGUUCUGACCAUGGAGGCUCUGGACAUCCCCCCGGCUCUGGCGUACUGUGCCAGCGUGGCGGGCAGCCUCACCUACGGCCUCAUCCUCACCUGCAACCUGACGGUGCUGCUGGCCAUCGCCCUGGACCCCCAGCUGCACAAGCCCAUGUACCUGCUGCUGCUCAACCUGCCCAUCAACGACAUGAUGGGAGCCACCGCCAUAUUCCCACACCUCAUCCACAGUCUGCUGAGCCAGGACAACAGCAUCUCCUACACAGCCUGUUACCUGCAGGCCCUGCUGGUGCACCUGUACUGCGGCGGCUCCCUGGUCAUCCUCACCGUCAUGGCGUUUGAUCGCUACCUGGCGAUCUGCCGGCCGCUGCGCUACAACGCGCUGAUGACGGCGGCUAACCUGCGGCGCAUCGUGGCGGCUGUGUGGCUGACGGACGCGCUGCUGGUCGGGACGCUCUUCCUCAUGCUGACGCGCCUCCGGCUGUGCCGCUGGCGGCUGGCCGACCUCUACUGCAACAACCCGUCCCUGAUGAAGCUGGCCUGCGGCAGCACCGCCGCCAACAACAUCUUCGGCCUGGCCAUCACCGUGCUGAUGCAGGCCGCGUCCGGCCUCGUGGUGCUCUUCACCUACGGACACAUUCUGCUCACCUGCGUGCUCACCAGGCAGGCGGACGCCCGGGCCAAGGCCCUGCGCACCUGUGGAACUCACCUGGUGGUGUUUGUGGUGUUUGAGCUGACCACGCUGCUGUCCAUCCUGUCCCACCGCCUCAGGGUGUCGCCCUUCCUCCGCAGGUCGGUGAGCGUCUCCAUCCUGGUGUUCCCGCCCAUCCUGAACCCGCUGAUCUACGGCAUCAACACCACGGAGAUCCGCAACCGAAGGCUGGUCUUAACGUACCUCAGACCACAGGUGUGUCCACUGCAAUUUGCAUAUCAACCCCAUCCCAGUCUGUUAAAGGCCAAACUGGAGAACAUGCAGGUGGAGGCUCCUCUGGUCACCUGGAUUGGGGACUACUUGACGGGCAGACCGCAGUUCGUCAGACUGCAGAACGGCAUGUCUGAACGACUCAUCAGCAACAUCAUCAAGUCUUUUAAUGUGUGCAACAGGAUGCUCAACAUGUUUUACCAGACUGUUGUAGCCAGUACACUCUUUUUUGCUGUGGUGUGCUGGGGUGUGGGCCUCAGGAGAAGGGAGGCAAACAAGCUCAACAAGCUGGUGAAGAAGGCCCAGUCUGUCGUGGGGGUGAAGCUGAGCACUCUGCAGGAGAUGACUGAGGACAGAAUCCGGGCAAAAUUCCUCAGCAUCAUAGACAACACCCCCCAUCCCCUCCAUAAAACACUGGACAGUCUCCAGAGUACAUUCAGCCACAGAUACAGACUCCCCCGUUGUUCAAGAGAGAGAUACAGGAAAUCAUUUAUACCCACCGCAACACAGAUGUACAGCUCCUCCUACUGA